AUGGUGUUCCAGGAGGCCGGGAGGCAGGGCUUGCAUGGCAUGGCACGGCAUGGCCUGGACGAGGAUCCUAAGAUGCAGCGGGCGGGAUCAGAAGAAGGUGGUGAGCAUCGCAUCCAUGGCCACGGUCAACCUGCCAGGAGUGCCAGGAAGUUCAUCCAUUCAACCCACCCGACACUCGAUGUGAUGCGCGCAAUAUGUUUCCACGAAGCGGAUGCAGCAUGCGUCCUGGUGUGGAUCUAA
Colletotrichum costaricense is the source of this 240-nucleotide messenger RNA. RefSeq lists its product as uncharacterized. Lineage: Eukaryota; Fungi; Ascomycota; Sordariomycetes; Glomerellales; Glomerellaceae. The record is from RefSeq and is a predicted model, not a curated record. The transcript has a single exon. Bases 1 to 240 code for a protein of 79 amino acids.